This is a messenger RNA of Hevea brasiliensis (rubber tree), 2345 nucleotides long. RefSeq names its product translocon at the outer membrane of chloroplasts 64. Gene Ontology annotation, molecular function: protein binding. The record is from RefSeq and is a predicted model, not a curated record. The coding region runs from base 160 to 1926 and encodes 588 amino acids. The transcript is spliced from 13 exons. Lineage: Eukaryota; Viridiplantae; Streptophyta; Magnoliopsida; Malpighiales; Euphorbiaceae.
UCGGUGUUUCCGCCUGCCAGCCUCACUCUUCAUUAUCUAUAAGCCUUCUCUCCCUCUUCAUCUAUCUAUCUAUCUAUCUCAGUUUCUUUAUAGAACUUAGAUUCUAGGGUUUUUAAAGAGAAGAAGAAUUGCCUCUGGUAGUGAGGGGAUUGGGGAAACAUGGCCUCUAAUCCCGCUAAUCUGUGGGUGCUAUUGGGGCUUGGUCUAGCUGGGAUUCUCUUAAUGACUAGAAAGUUGAAGAAAGCGAUAAGGGAAGAUUUUGGCGCUUUUGUCGAGAAGCUUCAGCUCCUUCCUCCGCCGCAGCCUGCUCCUCCGAAAGCUCCUCAUCCCCUCUCUGGCCUUACCUUCGCUGUUUCUGACGUAUUUGACAUUGAAGGAUAUGUGACUGGAUUUGGUCAUCCAGAUUGGGAGAGGACACAUGAGGCAGCUUCUUGGACGUCUCCUGUUGUUUCAGCUCUUGUUGAAGGAGGUGCCACUUGCAUUGCGAAAACAAUUGUGGAUGAACUGGCUUAUAGUAUAAAUGGAGAAAAUAAGCAUUAUGGUACACCGACCAAUCCAGCAGCACCUGCAUAUGUACCAGGUGGAUCUUCUAGUGGAGCUGCUGUUGCUGUAGCUGCUAAACUUGUUGAUUUCUCUUUAGGUGUUGAUACUGUUGGUGGUGUUAGAAUACCUGCUGGAUUUUGUGGCAUUAUAGGAUUCCGACCGUCAUAUGGAGCCAUCCCUCACUUUGGGAUUUUACCUGUCUCGACAAGUCUUGACACUGUUGGAUGGUUUGCCAAGGAUCCAAAUGUUAUGCGUCGUGUUGGACAUGUGCUCUUGCAACUGCCUUUUGGAGUUCAACGAAAUCCGAGGCAAAUUAUAAUAGUUGAUGAUUGUUUUCAACUACUAAAGAUUCCUGUUGACAGGGUUGCGCAGGUGGUGAUUAAAUCCACUGAGAAGCUUUUUGGAAGACAAGUAUUGAGGCAUGAAAAUCUUGAGGAUAUUCUCUCUUCUAAAGUUCCAAGCUUAAAACAGUUCCAUGACAAAAAAACAAAUAGUGAACUUAGUACUUCUUCAAUAAGAUUGCUAGCCAAUAUUUUGCAGCUUCUGCAUAGAUAUGAAUUCAGAUAUAAUCACGAGGAAUGGAUUAAUGUGGAGAAGCCUAAUCUGGAUAUCUCUGCGCAAAUAAAUGAAAUCUUAGAGAUAACAGAUACAGAUAUUGGAAUUUUUAAAUCCAUCAGCAAUGAAUUACGUGCAGCCAUUGACUCACUUCUAAAGGACGAUGGAAUUCUGGUUAUCCCUACAACUGCUUAUCUUCCUCCAAAACUUGGUGCAAAAGAGAUGCUAUCAGAGGAUUACCAGAUUCAUUCAUUUAGUCUGUUGAGUAUUGCAAGCCUAUCAGGUUGUUGUCAGGUGACCAUUCCACUAGGACAUUAUGAUAAGCGUCCAGUUUCAGUAUCCUUCAUAGCCAGGCAUGGGGGUGAUCGCUUUCUGCUGGAUACUGUACAGAUCAUUUAUGCAUCUCUUCAAGAGCAGGUUGAUAUGCUUGCCAAGUCCAAAUUAUCUCCUAAUUCUGACAGUAAGGAAAGAACUGCUGAGAUGGCUAAAGAAAAGGGCAACCAAGCAUUCAAAGAUAAGCAGUGGCAGAAGGCUAUUGGCUAUUAUACCGAAGCAAUCAAACUCAAUGGCAAGAAUGCAACAUAUUAUAGUAACAGAGCUGCAGCAUAUCUUGAAUUAGGGAGUUUUGUUCAAGCUGAGGGUGAUUGUACUGAAGCUAUCAGCCUUGAUAAGAAGAAUGUAAAGGCCUAUUUACGCAGAGGCACAGCGAGAGAGAUGAUUGGUUAUUAUAAGGAGGCAAUUGAAGAUUUUAAAUACGCCCUGGUGCUUGAGCCAACUAAUAAAAGAGCUGCCCUUUCUGCUGAAAGAUUAAGAAAGUUGUUUGUGUAGAAGAUUGAAGAAUGCGUCUGUCUAGGAAUGGCGAAGUAUACAAUUUAUCAUUUUUUAUGAAAGCCUUAUAUCAAUCUCUGUUCAGCAGACGGCAUAAUCAACAUUUUGAUGAUCGUUACUUCUCAAUCAUCUCACACAAAAAUUUCUUUAAGAGUGCUUCACAAGUAGGGACGGGAGAGUAAUCCUUCUUCAUGGAAGGUAUGGAGGUCUGAAAUUAUUUUUGUUUGAUCCAGUAUUAGUUUUUAGCAUAUAUAACUGGGUAGUUAUCGCUAUUAUUAGAAUUUUGUAAGUAUGGUACAAUUUUGUUUGUUUUAAUAUCUUUAUGUAAGGGUUGUAAUUUUAGUUUUGAGGAGGAUUUGUCUACGUAUGAUCUUGUGUUGAUUAUGUAGCUUAUAAUUGACGUUGUUUUUCCUUUGAAA